Molecule: messenger RNA, 318 nt
Organism: Mucor mucedo
Lineage: Eukaryota; Fungi; Mucoromycota; Mucoromycetes; Mucorales; Mucoraceae
Exons: 2
Biological process (GO): negative regulation of transcription by RNA polymerase II
Cellular component (GO): chromatin; histone deacetylase complex
Molecular function (GO): transcription corepressor activity
Source: RefSeq, a predicted model, not a curated record
CAACAAAAGAAGGUGAUUGAACCUAAAGUAGUAGAGAUGAAGGACGCUGUGGGCUAUUUAGAACAAAUCAAGACAGACGAACCACCACAGACGUAUAAUAAAUUUCUCGAAAUCAUGACCGAUUUCCGAUCCGAAAAGAUUAAUACCCCUCAAGUGUUGGAACGCGUUACGCAACUGUUCAAAGGAAAACCUUGGUUGAUUCGCAACUUUUUGAUGUUUUUACCACCUGGACAUAUCCUGGAUUUAUCACCAGAAAACAAACUCAAUUCAAUUUACAUUACCUCGCCAACCGGUAAAAAAAUCAUUAUUCAUACAGAG